Messenger RNA from Exophiala oligosperma, 2002 nucleotides. RefSeq lists its product as uncharacterized. The transcript has 8 exons. Lineage: Eukaryota; Fungi; Ascomycota; Eurotiomycetes; Chaetothyriales; Herpotrichiellaceae. The record is from RefSeq and is a predicted model, not a curated record. Gene Ontology annotation, molecular function: FAD binding. The coding region runs from base 218 to 2002 and encodes 594 amino acids.
CCCGCCGCAAUGUCCCCUUUCUCCACAAUCUACUUCUCCGCCAGUCUCUCCACCACAUUCUUCGAGUCAAUGGAACAUAUACUAUUACAGUCUGCCCUAUGGAAUAUCCGAAUCCGCGAUAUCACUACUUGAAACCUGUGUGCGAACUGGUCAGAAAAUCAAAUCCCGCUAGUCCCAGAUUGCAGAACAUCGUUGAAUCCGACCUAUCAACUUCGAAAUGCUGGAAUCCAUGGAUGCUACCAAUCCCGACCAACGUCCGAGCUCGUUCGUAGUACACGAACACGACGCUUACAACAUAGAUGUCCCGGUUCUCAUUGUUGGAGGUGGACCUGCUGGUCUUUUUCAGGCGCAUCUACUUUCUCAGCUGGGAGUCAAAUGUUUGAUCGUCGAGAGGUAUCCCGAAAGAUUGGGUGCACCCAAAGCCCAUGCUUUAUCUCCAAGAUCGCUUGAAAUAUGCCGACAAUCACACCUGGAUGUUGCUAAAAUUCGUCAACUGGGCACCCAAAGGCGUGACGCCUACUGGGUAAACUUCGUCACGAACCUAAGCGGCCAAACUAUCGGUGUCUUGCCAUACGAGAGGAUGGAUGUCGAUGUGCUGCGAUACACGCCUGAGAUGAUCCACAACAUUCCUCAGCCAGCCUUUGAACAAUAUUUGACAGAUGUGCUAGCCAAGGACUCGAACGUCGACAUUCGAAGGGGCGUAUCUUUCAUUUCACUACGUCAGGACGGCUUUCAGGCAGUUAUAACGACCGUAGAGGAGCGUACAACAGGCCAUCAAUUCCAGAUUCGCUCCAAAUACCUCAUCGCAUGUGACGGGGCGAGGAGUAAAGUACGCACAGGCCUAGGUAUCGGAAGUGAUGGAGAAGACUCAUAUGAAACAAUGAUGACCAUCCAUUUCAAUGCCAACUUGCGUCCUAUCGUUGGAAAUCGAGUCGGCAUGCUACAUUGGAUUGCCGACCCUCUAGCGUCUGGAUUCAUCAUUGCCUACGAUCUAUCAGGAAACUCGGUCCUGAUCAGCAACUUUGACGCGACCAAACAACCGGUAGAGAGCUGGAACCAAGAACUAUGUCGUCAAACCGUCACAAGUGCAAUUGGGAAGGAUAUUCCCUUUGACGUUCUAAGCUACCGGCCUUGGGUGCUCAGUCGAAAAGUAGCGAGAUUCUACAGACAAGGCAACGUUUUUUUGGCCGGCGACGCAGCACAUUCCUUCCCGCCCACCGGCGGUCUCGGACUGAACUCGGGACUGGGCGACGUCCACAAUCUCGCGUACAAGAUCGCAUUGGUCCUCCAGGGUAAAGCGUCUGAGCGGCUCCUCGACUCUUAUGACGAAGAAAGACGACAAGUCGCCAUUGUGAAUUCGAUACAGAGUGUGAAGAAUGGGAAACAAAUUUUUGGCCUGCUCAAGACGUUGGGGAUCGGAGAAGAUGCGGUCCGAGCCAGACGAAACCUUUACGCUUCACUUGGUGAUCCGGACAAGAAAAGAGAGAUUGAUGAGGGGAUCGAGGCACAGAGAGAACAUUUUGAUAAUCUUGCACUUCACAUUGGCUACGUUUACGGCGACAAAUCCAUCCCGCCCCACGCAUCAAAGUACGUUCCCAGCUUCGCGGUCGGCGCAAGGUUACCUCAUGCAUGGAUACGUCUUUUGCGUCAACAAAGCAGCACCAAACCGAAUCUGGCGCCGGUAGAUGUAUCGUACGUGGACGAGUUUUCCGCCGACGACAUCCAACUUCGACAACACAGUACCCUUGACCUCUGCGACAUUGACAAGUUUACCUUGUUGGGCAAUCUGGACAGCGUUCCUGGAGUCAAAAGUUAUCGUCUAGGUCGAGACUUUGAAGUCGUCGGGCCCGGUGCGGACGGGUGGUUGGCUUCGUCUGGACUUGACAAGGCUGGAGGUCUACUCGUCCGACCUGACCAGCAUAUAUUGAUGGUUUUGGAUGCCACUACCACAGCCAAAGAUGUAGAGAUUGUAUUAGAUAAGUACCUUGGGCGAAGUCAUUGA